AUGCCGUCGUCCCCUGCAUCGUUCGGCAAUGACUUACCUCGAAGUAAUGGAACAAAAGGAUGGGUUGUGGGUGGGAGAUUUUGUGAAGAUUCGGCUAGGCUGGAACUGUACAGCUCCGAUCGAGGACGUCCUGAUGAAGUCAACUUUGAUUUCCCACCGACCGCAGUAGAGUCCAGACACCUAGAUGAAACCAAAGAAGAUGUCCUAGUUUUGGACUUUCUGGAAGGCGAUCGAGAGAAUCCGUUCAAUUGGAGCUGGGCUCGAAAGAGCUUCAUAUCGAUCCUCCUCUGCCUCAUGACGUUAUUUGUCGGUCUCGCUACCACGGCCUACAGCUCGGGCGUUACGCGCAUGACACGAGAUUUGGGCGUAUCGACUGAGCUCGGUCAGCUAGGGCUGUUCACGUUCAAUUUCGUAUGCGCCAUCGCGCCAUUAUUCCUGGCACCAUUCUGCGAACUUGUUGGAAGAAGAGUCGUGUAUGUGGGUGCAUAUAUUUUAUUUGCCGUGACGUUCAUUGGAUUGGCGCUUGGCAAAAAUAUAGCUACGAUCCUGGUAUGCCGGGCGCUCUUAGGCUUGUUUGGAUGCGUUGGGACAAUUUUGGUUGGAGGAACCUUUAGCGAUAUGUAUAUGCCCGAUAAGCGAGCAACACCUAUGGCGGGCUUCUCCUACGUGGCUAUCCUAGGUACGGUAGCUGCUCCAAUAUACGCAGGCUUCAUUGAUGAAACGAUCGGAUGGAGAUGGAUUGAAGGAAUUCAGGGGUUAUCAAAUAUACCCUUGCUCCUGCUGGUCGCAAUUUUCUUGCAGGAAACGCGCGGCGGCGCCAUUAUACAAAAGCGGGCAAAGCUGUUCCGCCAGCAAACAGGUGAUGAGCGAUACAAAGCCAAUAAUGAGCUAGAAGCUCCAACUCUAAAGCAUAUGCUUCAUAAUUCCUCUGUCAAAGCAAUUCACAUGCUACUGACAGAGCCAGCUGUGCUUGCUUUUGGGCUAUGGAUCGGCUUCGCCUGGUUCGUGACAUUCCUCUUCUUGUCUGUAAUACCAAUCACCUUCCAAGAAAAACGUGGUUGGAGCGAAGGAAUCGCCGGCCUACCUUACAUCUCUCUCUGUGUUGGUACCAGCAUAGGCUUCGUGACCAAUUUCAUUCAAAUCCGCAAGUACGAUGCUAUAUCAGCGGCUCGGCAUCGACGACUUGUCCCAGAAUCACGCCUGUAUGGAGCCAUGUUCGGCGCCAUCUGGCUCCCCAUCGGGCUUUUCAUCUACAGCUUCACGCAGUAUGGAUACUUGCACUGGAUAGGGCCGACGGUGGCACUGGCCCCGAUUGCCAUCGGCAUCUUCUACAUCUUUGAGUCAACCUACAGCUUCACGUCAGAUUGUUAUGGGGAGAACUCAUCUUCAGCAAUCGCGGGUCAGGGUCUCUUGCGGAACACAUUGGGUGGGGUGGCGCCCCUAUUCGCAUCACAAUUUUUUCAUAAUGUUGGGAGUCAGUUUGCAGGUCUCAUUCUGGCUUUGGCUGCCUCGGUGCUGGCAUUGAUUCCCUUUGUUUUCUUCAAGAAGGGAAAGCAGAUCCGAGCGCGGUCAAAGCUGACAAAGCCGCAGCAGGGAGACAAAUCCUAA
Molecule: messenger RNA, 1608 nt
Organism: Aspergillus chevalieri
Lineage: Eukaryota; Fungi; Ascomycota; Eurotiomycetes; Eurotiales; Aspergillaceae
Exons: 1
Coding region: 1-1608 (535 amino acids)
Biological process (GO): transmembrane transport
Molecular function (GO): transmembrane transporter activity
Source: RefSeq, a predicted model, not a curated record